AUGGAAAUGUUUUUCAACAACAAACUUUUUCUUCUGCUUUUUUUUUUUUUAAUAACAACAGCAACAGGAACGAACGUUUUAAACGCACCGAGCACGUCUCUAAGAGAUUUAUACGUUUCAACUCUUGGUGCUCCACCUUUGACCUCUAUAUCACCGGGUCAUCCUCUAGCAAAUUUAGCAUCUCAACAACAAAGACUAUUAGAACUCUCAAGAUUCGGUUUGGGAAGACACUACGAUCUCGCUCAACACAUGCUUACGCAACAAGGAGCCGUAACUAAAUUUUUGGGUACUCUUCGACCUCCAGGUCUUAUUGGUGGUAGCAAACCGAAAGUAGCCACACCUGCUGUCGUAUCGAAAAUCGAACAAUACAAAAGAGAAAAUCCAACAAUAUUCGCUUGGGAAAUUCGUGAAAGGCUCAUUUCCGAAGGUGUUUGUACGAACGCGACGGCCCCAUCGGUAUCUUCCAUUAAUAGAAUAUUGAGAAAUCGUGCAGCGGAAAGAGCAGCUGCAGAAUUUGCAAGAGCUGCCGGAUAUGGACUCUAUCAUCCUCAUCCUUAUGCUGCGGCAUUUCCGUGGCAUCCAGCCACGGCUCAUUUGUGGAAUGCUAGUUCCGUAUCGGGCGGAUCGAUUUCCGGUAUGGGAGGACAACACGGACGAACAAGUAACUCUCAAAGCAGUUCUAGUCCCGGAAAUGUGUUAAACGUACCCGGAUCGGAUAUCAUAAUACCUAGAUUAAUGGAUGUCGAAAAGGAUGAAACAUCGAGUUUAGACGACAGCGAUCAACCGAAAUUUAGAAGGAAUAGAACAACGUUUAGUCCGGAUCAAUUAGAAGAAUUGGAAAAAGAAUUUGAGAAAAGUCAUUAUCCUUGCGUGUCUACAAGAGAACGAUUGGCGUCCAAAACAUCUUUAUCGGAAGCUCGAGUCCAGGUCUGGUUUUCUAACAGACGAGCCAAAUGGCGGAGACACCAAAGAAUGAGAAUUUUAAAAAGGAGUUCAUCGCCGAACGUUACAGAUUCCGGAAGGAUAUCACCGUCUCACAAUUCGCCCGCGGUUACGGAUUCAUCUCCCAUAUCUCCGAGAUUAUUAAUGGGAGGGAAAAACAGCGCUUUCAAAGCUCUACACCCGUGUGCUAAAAAAGACUCCGAACCCGUUAAAACUUACAUACGUGCGGAAGAUUUAAAAAAUUAUCAAGCAGAAGCAUUGAAAAAUAUACAAGAAUCUUCCCCUAAUUUUUAUUACAAUCACGAAGCGUUAAAAAAUUAUUUUCAAAACGAAGAUCAUCAUCAUCAUCAUCAUCAUCAUCAUAAUCAUCAUCAUCAUCAGCAGCAGCAAUUUAAAUAUGGAAACGUCGCGUCACGAAAUCCUCAGGGAAGAAAACAAUCUUUCGAACAAAAUGGAAACGAUUCAAUGAUAGACUCGGAAGAAGAUGGAGAAGGAGAAGAAGAAGAAGAAGAAGAAGAGAUAAACGUAAACGACGAAAGCGACGAAGAAAAAGAAAGAGAAUAUAUAGCCAUGUUAAAAAGAGAAAGACAAAGAAUGGAAAUGGAAAAAGAUGGAAACAGACAACAACCGUUGGAAUUAACUACGAGAGACAAACAAAAAUCAUAA
This is a messenger RNA of Pediculus humanus corporis (human body louse), 1608 nucleotides long. Its product is annotated as Paired box protein Pax-6, putative. Bases 1 to 1608 code for a protein of 535 amino acids. Gene Ontology annotation, biological process: regulation of transcription by RNA polymerase II; anatomical structure development. Gene Ontology annotation, molecular function: RNA polymerase II cis-regulatory region sequence-specific DNA binding; DNA-binding transcription factor activity, RNA polymerase II-specific. Lineage: Eukaryota; Metazoa; Arthropoda; Insecta; Psocodea; Pediculidae. The record is from RefSeq and is a predicted model, not a curated record. The transcript is spliced from 5 exons.